CAAGCAGCAGCAGCGCAGCGGUCCACACACACCUCGCUUCGCGCUACCGAGAGAGGGUCCAGACAGCUGAGGUCUGACUCGCGAAUCUAAAAAAAAAGGAUCUCGGCGCACAAGAGGAGGACCGAUGCCACGAGAGGAACUGGAAUUACAACUAACAACGGAAGCUCGGCUCGCACUCGGAGGGGCUCUCGUGGAGCAGAACGGCAACUCGCGGAGCGAAGUUUGGUGUUGUAGUUGAGAUGGGGAAGCGCUAAACCUGCCGACGCGAGGAACUUUCCGCGGGCUGCUCAAUCCUGCGCGCACGGCUGUCCGAAACGGGGGGAUUAUCACUCAUUUUCUGCCACGCGCCGAGACAACCGUUGGACCUGUAUCCAUUUUUGGAGAAGUGAAAUCUCCUCUGCCUGUCUGUCCUUGCGCAGUUGGGCGCGGGAGCCAGUGUCUUGCCCGGGAGAGGAUACCUCUGGCUGACCUGUGUCGCGUCAUGGAGGGGAAAUGAGAGCGCAUUUCUAGCUGGAAGAACACGCGCGCACACCGCACCGACAGAAUGCGGGAGCGGGACCUGCCGACUUCCUGCACGUGGGCCCUGCUUCUGACCCUCUGCCUGCUGUCGCUAUGGGGACGCCUCACGCUGGCAACCGCACACAGGACACACAUCGUGCAUGUGAAAGCUGGGACGUGUGAGGUCAUCGCCGCCCAUCGCUGCUGCAACAAGAACAAGAUCGAGGAGCGAUCCCAGACCGUCAAGUGCUCCUGUUUCCCCGGGCAGGUCGCCGGGACGACGAGGGCCGCGCCCUCGUGUGUGGACGCCUCUAUCGUGGGUCAGAAGUGGUGGUGCCAGAUGCAUCCGUGUAUGGACGGGGAGGAGUGCAAGGCGCUGCCUGACCUCACCGGCUGGAGCUGCAGCACCGGCAACAAGGUCAAAACCACCAAGGUGACCCGAUAGUCCACCUGCUGCCCUCAUGCCACCUUGGUGCCCGCCUCAUGC
This is a messenger RNA of Clupea harengus (Atlantic herring), 985 nucleotides long. RefSeq names its product TAFA chemokine like family member 3b (gene tafa3b). NCBI's taxonomy places the organism in Eukaryota, Metazoa, Chordata, Actinopteri, Clupeiformes, Clupeidae. The record is from RefSeq and is a predicted model, not a curated record. Gene Ontology annotation, molecular function: receptor ligand activity.